UGCUACAUCCACUGAUAAUUCAGCAGCUGAGGAACUCAGCAAAGCCUGCUCCAAACUUCUCAGCUGUUGACAGGCUUGACUUGCUGAGAACACUGGUUAAAUAUAGCACAAGCGAGCUGAGCUCAACAAAGUCAUUGCUGUAACACUGUGUGAAGAGACCAGAAGAGGGGAAAUACAAUCUGAGAACUAAACUGCCAAAGCCUAACACCACCUAGCAACAGUUGAAAAAACUUUUAAACAAAAGUCUGGGUGAGACACAGAGUAUACCUCCUACUUCUCCUGCCUGGGAUUUCUGCGAGAAGCAACUCAGUCCUCUGUUCUCUACCCUAUUUCCUUCAUUCCUUCAGCUGCUGGUAGACCUUGAAAAGUGGGAAAAGUUUCUCUCUUUGUGUUCUCCUGGGCUCGAUCAGGCUACUGCUGUGGUAGUACUGUGGGACAAGCUACUGCGAUCUGGCAGUGUAAAGGAUCUAUUCCUAAGUUCUUGCUGACAGGGAGCAGCAGGGACCCCAGUCAGCCCCAGGUGGGAGCAGCAGAGCGAUGGCACAGGGACAGAUCCAUCCUCGACCCCCUCCUACCCCCUCCGGACCUAGAUUCUAGCGAAGCCCCUGCUCUGGAAGCAUCCCUCAAUACAGGUAGGGAUGAGAUCCCGAAACCAAGGUGGAGAAAGCUCGUCUAACGGGCACUUCUCCAAUUCCAAGCCUGUCAUCAGCCAUGCAGAGAACGAAAAACUCCAGGAUGAUGCCAAGAAAAAGAACAAACCUCAUCGGAAGGAAGAUGAGGUCAUGGUUUCAGCAACUGUCAAACGGCACUCAAGAUCACCUGGGCCUAGUGAACGAAAGAACAAGAAGUCCAUAGAGCUCUCUAAAGAGGACUUGAUCAAACUCCUCAGUAUCAUGGAAGGAGAACUGCAGGCAAGAGAGGAUGUGAUCCACAUGCUGAAGACAGAGAGAACCAAACCUGAAGUUUUAGAAGCUCAUUAUGGGUCUGCUGCUCCAGAGAGCGUGCUGCGAGUGCUACACAGAGAUGCCAUCCUUGCCCAAGAAAAAUCUAUAGGGGAAGACGUCUAUGAGAAACCAAUUUCAGAGCUGGACAGGCUUGAAGAAAAGCAGAAGGAGACAUAUCGACGCAUGCUGGAACAGCUUCUUUUGGCAGAAAAAUGCCAUCGCCGCACAGUUUAUGAGCUUGAAAAUGAGAAGCAUAAACAUACAGAUUACAUGAACAAGAGUGAUGACUUCACCAACCUCUUGGAGCAGGAGCGGGAGAGGUUGAAGAAACUUCUUGAGCAGGAGAAGAUCUAUCAAGCUCGUAAGGAGAAAGAACAUACAAAGAGACUUAGUAAACUACGAGAAGAACUUGUCAAGCUCAAGUCAUUUGCACUCAUGCUGGUGGAUGAAAGACAAAUGCAUAUUGAACAACUUGGUCAACAGAGCCAGAAAAUACAAGAUUUAAAUCAAAAACUAAAGGAAGAAGAAGAAAAGCUUAAAAUCAUUACUGCAAAAACAAAAGAGGAUGGACAAAAACUGAUGAAGUUAGAGACAGAACUUGAACACAAAACAUCAUCAUUUUCUCAAGAACAUGAGGAGAUGAUGGCUAAACUGGCUAAUCAAGAGUCACAUAACAGACAGCUAAGGCUCAAGUUGGUUGGGUUGACUCGCAGAAUAGAGGAGUUAGAAGAAACUAACAAAAGUCUUCAAAAAGCUGAGGAGGAACUUCAAGAACUAAGAGAUAAAAUAGGAAAAGGGGAAUGUGGGAACUCUAGCUUAAUGGCAGAAGUGGAAAACCUUCGCAAGCGUGUGCUUGAAAUGGAGGGAAAAGAUGAAGAGAUCACAAAAACCGAAUCCCAGUGUAAAGAGCUGAAAAAUAAACUGCAAGAGGAAGAGCACCAUAGCAAAGAGUUGAAACUUGAAGUGGAAAAGUUGCAGAAGAGAAUGUCAGAACUGGAGAAACUGGAAGAGGCUUUCAGUAAAAGUAAGUCUGAAUGCACCCAGCUACACAUCAACUUGGAGAAAGAAAAGAAUUUAACUAAGGAUUUGAUAAAUGAGUUGGAAGUGGUGAAGACUCGAGUGAAAGACCUUGAGGCAUCAGAAAGUAAGUUGGAAAAGGCUGAAAUAAGCUUAAAAGAUGACCUUGCAAAGCUGAAGUCAUUUACUGUAAUGUUGGUUGAUGAACGGAAAAAUAUGAUGGAAAAAAUAAAACAGGAGGAAAAAAGGGUUGAGGGUCUAAACAAGAAUUUUAAAGUUGAACAAGGGAAAGUUAUGGAUGUAACAGAGAAGCUGAUAGAAGAAAGUAAGAAAUUUUUGAAACUGAAAUCUGAAAUGGAGGAAAAGGUGUCUAGUUUGACAAAGGAAAGGGAUGAGUUGAUUGGCAAACUGAAAAGUGAAGAAGAAAAAUCGUCUGAACUAAGCUGCAGAGUUGACCUGUUAAAGAAAAGGAUUGAUGGUAUGGAGGAAGUAGAAAGAGAAAUUACGAGAGGUCGAGCCAGAAAAGGACCAGAGCAUGGUUGUCAUGAGGACAACAAGAUUAAGGAGCUUACCAUUGAAAUUGAAAGACUGAAAAAACGUCUCAAACAAUUGGAAGUGGUUGAAGGAGAUUUGAUGAAGACAGAAGAUGAAUAUGAUCAGCUAGAGCAGAAAUUUAGGACUGAGCAGGAUAAAGCUAACUUACUUUCUCAACAGCUGGAGGAGAUGAAGCUCCAAAUUGCCAAAAACAAAGCAAUAGAAAAAGGUGAAGCAGUGAGCCAGGAGGCAGAGUUGAGGCACAGGUUUCGUUUGGAAGAGGCUAAAAGCAGAGAUUUAAAAGCAGAAGUUCAAGCUCUUAAGGAGAAAAUCCAUGAGCUGAUGAACAAAGAAGACCAACUUUCUCAGCUUCAGGUUGAUUACUCGGUUCUGCAGCAGAGGUUUAUGGAAGAAGAAAAUAAAAACAAGAGCAUGGGACAGGAAGUUCUGAACCUAACAAGAGAGUUAGAGCUUUCUAAGCGUUACAGCCGUGCUCUGAGGCCCAGCAUAAAUGGACGAAGAAUAGUCGAUGUUCCUGUGACAUCCACUGGUGUGCAAACAGAUGCUGUAAGCAGUGAAGCAGCAGAAGAAGAAACUCCAGCUGUGUUUAUACGUAAAUCCUUCCAGGAGGAGAAUCACAUCAUGAGCAAUCUGCGACAGGUAGGUCUGAAGAAACCCAUGGAGCGUUCUUCAGUCCUUGAGAGAUACCCUCCAGCAGCGAAUGAACUUGCAAUGAGGAAAUCGUGGAUACCAUGGAUGAGAAAGAGGGAAACUGGGGCUCAGGCAACUCCGGAUAAAGGAACCCGAGCCCACGGUAGUCCAACACAUCCUGGGGAGGUUGUCCUUUCUCCAAAACAAGGUCAGCCUCUUCAUAUUCGGGUGACACCAGACCAUGAGAACAGCACAGCUACUUUGGAGAUAACCAGUCCAACCUCAGAGGAGUUUUUUUCAAGUACCACUGUCAUUCCUACUUUGGGAAAUCAGAAGCCACGAAUAACCAUCAUUCCUUCUCCAAAUGUUAUGCCCCAAAAAGGAAAAGGCAGUGAAAGUCCAAUGGGCCCAGACCGUUCUAUGUCUCCCGUCACUAUAACAACAUUCUCCAGAGAAAAGUCUCCAGAGGGAGGGAGAGCACCCUUUGUCGACAGACCUGCAUCACCGAUUCAGAUUAUGACAGUAUCGACAUCCGCAGCACCAACAGAAAUCUCUGUUUCUCCUCAGUCACAAGACACGACCAUGGGAAGGGCCGUCUUCAAAGUUACACCAGAAAAACAAACCGUCCCAACUCCAAUCCGGAAAUAUAACACCAACGCCAACAUUAUUACAACAGAAGACAACAAAAUCCACAUCCACUUAGGUUCCCAGUUUAAACGCUCUCCUGGUGCCACGCUGGAUGGUGCAAGUCCUGUGAUAACUGUCAGACCAGUGAACAUAGCAGCCGAGAAGGAAGUUGUCACUGGAACCGUCCUUCGAUCACCCCGGAACAACCUGUCCUCGCGACCUGCAGCGAGCAAGGUGACAAGUACUAUCACUAUAACUCCUGUUACUACGUCUUCCACACGAGGAACACAGUCAGUGACAGGACAGGAUGGGUCAUCCCCGAGACCUACACCCACCCGCAUUCCUGUGUCAAAAGAGAGCGUCAUCAUUCACCAGUUACGCAUGAGCUCCAGAUGAGUUACCAGCCCAGUAGAUUCUCUCUGUGUGCACUGCCCUCCUUACCAGUUGGAUGGAUCACUGGAGAAGCUCUCUACCAUCAACACCAGGGUCACUUGUGCUACUGAUUCUUCGUGGAAGUUUUUAUUGCUUCCAUUACAUUUUAUGUAUUUUAUCUUGGUAGAGCUUUAAGAACGAAGGGCCUUGCUGAUAUUUUGAAAGAUACAGGCCGGGAUACAGGGAGAAAAGCAGCCUUUCUGCCAGCUGAAUUUCACUUUUAUUUGCAAAGCCUAAGGCACGCGCUUGAUUUCGUUUGAUGUUUGCUAUAUAAUUUAUUUUUAUAAUACACUUUGUAAAGUAACUGUCCCAAAGUUGCAAUUCCUGUUGUCCAUGGCGCAUUUAUUUGUAGAAUACACUGUCAAAUUCGCAAUUCGAUAUUUUUGUAAUAUAGAGUAUGUAAAGAAAGAAAAAUUUAACUUCAACAAUGUUUUGUUUUUAAAUGGAAAAAUAACUCAGCGCAAUUUUUUUGCCACCAUAUGAUUCUGUGAGACUAAAUACUCUGAAGACUGCUGUAUGGAAUUUGUACUAUUGCAGAAUGUUUCUUGCACUGUGUGACGGUUUGGCAUAAAACUAUUAACUGUUAAAGUCCAAUGUCUUGAAAUACAACCAGAUUUACUCAUUUUAAACAACGUAAGCCGGUUUUUAAAGCUGUGAUUUUUUUUUUCUAUAUAAUGUAUGUUUUUAUUCUGGCUGUACCAAAAAAGUUGAUUUUCACUACACUGUAACUAAUAAAUUUUCACAACUAUGCAAAUGUAAGCGUUUCAAUUUUAACUCUAAUUUCUUAAUGUUGACAGUCUUUGCAUACGCAUUUGUUUAUAGAGACAGAAUGUAUGGCUUUGGAAGUGACUUUCUGACAGGUAUUCCACUGCAGUAUCACAGUAAUACACCUAGUAAAACUGACUAUAAUACUGUUUAUGAUACGAAGAGGGAUCUAUCACCAAGCACUCAAUGACAUAAUUGUGCUAACCUGGUGCUUUCACUGCUUUGGCAGAUAGGUUUGGUUGAUAUGAUCAGACUGUUUAGUGCAAGACUAAUAGGACUGUAUACAUGAGAUGCCAUGUGGUGAACUCAGCAUUUUACACUGGUGGCUGUAGCUUUUCAAAUAGCACCCAGAGACUUCUGUGGCAGCUACACUUAAAAUGAUUAUUGAAUGAAUUAUACUUAAAGCUGGAUAAAACCCAUGCCAGGUUUUUUUUCUUAUACAUUUCAUAAUAAAUUAUCUUUAAUCUAAGUCGUGGGCACAUAUUUAAAAUACCACAGUUUUUUUUUAAUUGUAGAAGCUACUGGGAGAAACUAUUUUUUGGAAGAGAAAGCAGCGUUGCUUGCAGGAGAUAUGAUGUGGGAUGCCAGAAAAAGUGCAUUAACUCAGUGUCCCACUGAGAUGAGUAGGCCAGUUACCUUUGAAGCUGGAAUAACGCAUUGGUACAUAGCCAAUUUGAUCUUCAUGCUUUAGUUCGCUUGCCAACCAUGGGAGCUAUUUUCUCUCCUAGAUAUGAGCUCCGCAUCAAAUGUUUAAAUUGUAGAGAGUCAGGAUAUUCUGGGACCUGUACGAACUCUCUUGGAGUUGAUCUGCACUGGGAGGAGAUAGCCAAUAAAACUCUACUGAAUAAUCUAAACAAAAUAAAUGCUGUUUAUACUUGCCAAACUCAUUUGUUAGUAUAGUUUUUGACUACACCAGGAUUUCAGCUGAUACAUCAAGUUUAAUUUUUUUUUUUUAAUUUUAUUUUUUUUACAACUAACAAUGUAUGCCAAUUAGGUAGCUGUGUCUGUAGGUCAAAUUUUAGAGUGAGUUGAGAAGAAUUCCAGCUUUCAGAGAGUAAUAGAGCUUGGGGUGAAUCAUGUUUAGUAUGUGCCACGUUUCAAUUUACCGUGCAGUGGAAUGAACAUAGUACUGACCCAAAUCUUCUAGUUUUAAAGCAUCGCUUGUGAAUCCAGAACUAUCCAUGAGCUCACCUGGAAUGAAACUGCCAGCUAUCUGAAAGUGACAGUGACAUACCUGAAAUAAAGUUUUACAUAUGAGCAACAUAUAAUACAAUCUUACUUUGAAGUUGAGACAGGAUUUAAAAAGUUCCAAUCAAAGUAGAAAAUAUUUUCCUUGUCUAGAUUUUAAUAUAAAGCUGAUUCAGUAUGUGUGUAUGUACAAGUUGUCCCCUUUUGUUUUAUGAUUCCUAAACAAAUACUUAAACUUUUAUGGUUUCGUAAAUGCAUUACAUUUUUAAG
This is a messenger RNA of Cygnus olor (mute swan), 6428 nucleotides long. RefSeq names its product filamin A interacting protein 1 (gene FILIP1). NCBI's taxonomy places the organism in Eukaryota, Metazoa, Chordata, Aves, Anseriformes, Anatidae. The record is from RefSeq and is a predicted model, not a curated record.